Molecule: messenger RNA, 889 nt
Organism: Cicer arietinum (chickpea)
Lineage: Eukaryota; Viridiplantae; Streptophyta; Magnoliopsida; Fabales; Fabaceae
Source: RefSeq, a predicted model, not a curated record
GUCCAUAUAUGUAAGUUAAUUGUGGCUAAUGCACAAGAAUUAUUGCUUCAUGAUAAACUCAUUCAAUGUUCACACUCACUCAAUCUAUGGCACUCUCUAGCACCUUUUGCAUCUUCAACACUACUCACACCAUCAAGCAUAAUAAUAUUAUUGUUUCAUGUUUUCCUCGGUUUCAACUCUCUCAUAAGCCAAAGGAUGUAAAGAUCAAUCCCACUCACCAAAUCAAAAGAAGAGAGCUCAUACUUAGGAGUGGAGAGUUAGCAACCUUUGCUGCCCUAUUCAACUUGAGUGGAAAAAAGCCUGAAUAUCUUGGAGUACAAAAUAAUCCACCAUCACUAGCACUUUGUCCAUUAACUAAGAACUGCAUAUCAACAUCAGAAGAUGUCACUAAUCUCACCCAUUAUGCUCCUCCUUGGAACUACAACCCUGAAGGUAGAAAAGAUCGUGUAAGCAGAGAAGAAGCAAUGGAGGAACUAAUAGAUGUGAUUGAAUCAACAAUACCACCGGAAAAUUUUACACCGCGGAUUGUAGAUAGGACAGAAGACUAUCUUAGAGUGGAGUACCAAAGUCCAAUCUUCGGGUUAGUGGAUGAUGUUGAGUUUUGGUUUCCACAAGACAAGGACUCGAUUGUUGAGUAUCGAUCAGCAUCAAGGGUGGGGAACUUUGAUUUUGAUGUGAAUAGAAGACGAAUCAAGGCAAUGCGACUAGAGUUGGAAAAGAGAGGAUGGGCAUCUCAAGAUUCAAUAUGAGGAAAACACUCCAAUUAGCUGUGAAAAUUGUUUGUCCUUAUCAUUCACUCAUUUAUUUGUUUGCUAUGUAAAUUGGAAUGCAUGGUUUUUACCAUGUAAUAUAUUAUUAGAUUCAAAAUAAGUAACAAUCAAUAGAAAUU